CACAACGUAACUCUAAUUCUAAAUCCAUCAAACUGGCAACAAGUAACACUGACAUUUAUAAAUACUCUUUAAUUCCGCGUACUAUUCGGGACUGGAACUCGUUACCAGACAGUGUAGUGACUUGUACAAAAAGUGAUCAAUUCAAAAGUGCUCUUAUCAAAUCGUGCUAUUAACAGUUUAACAUCAAAGGGCACACACCACACCCUCGAUAAGUUUUGCUCAUAAGUGAGCUAGUUUCGAGUACCACACAGAUACAGAUACAGAAACAAUUCCACAUUAGCUCUCUGCCCGGGCCACGGAUUGAACUCGUUGCUUGAAUGUGAUGAUAAUGAUGAUGAAGAAGACAAAAAAGUAGAGGAAGAAGUUGAUGAUAAUGACAAAGAAGAAGAAGAAGAAGAAGAAGAAUAAGAUGAUGAUGAUGAUGAUGAUGAUGAUGAUGAUGAUGAUGAUGAUGAUGAUGAUGAUGAUGAUGAUGAUGAUGAUGAUGAUGAUGAUUUUUGGAUCUGCAAAAGAAUUAUUCCAUAAAACACGGAGUGUAUAUUGUAAGAGUCCGUGCAUAAAAAUAGUUUUUGUUAGCCUGCAGAGUUAUAGUAAGGCGUAGCAUUUUUGACGAUAAACAUAUAAACAACAUGGCUGCGGCCAUGGCGUUUUCACGUUUCAGGAAUACUUUUGUAUGUAAAUAUUUUCAGGUUCAUAUGGACCAAAUACAUACCGGAAGGCGACUGUUUCAGUUUAAAAAGUAUUGGAAGAAAGCAGGUCUAAUGGCUCAAACUCGCCAAAAACCACAUCCGGGACAGCAGAAUUCCGUCAAAGAACCCCAGCAAACAACUGCCUACUUUGAAGAUGAUAGAAGUGGCCCCCUGACAAGUAACAGAGGAAGGGCGUCUCACUUUAAUUAUUACAGAGACUUCAUCGAACAUAAUGCCAACAUUGCAUAUUCCAGUGUUCUAGUCAAGAUUGGUUCAAAGAACUCUUUAGACACUGUUUGGACGGCGUUAAGCAAGGAAAUGGAGCUGAAGGGCUACUCAGAAGUGCAACAUGAUGGUGAUAAAAAUACAAAAACGUAUCUAAUAGAGGUAAAGUCGCAAGUUCAGUUGAACAAGAUUGCACCCAAGGCUGAGAAGAGGAUUAUUGGUCUGCAGGGCAAUACAUUUCUACACCCUGGGGAAAGAAAAGACUCUGCGGACUCUCCCGAAGAAAGAACCAGUCUGCUUCAGCAACUGGGUCAAUGCAAAGAUGUGGAUUCCCAGCUGAAGUUGCUGUACCGCAUAGUGAGUCUUCCAGAAUCCAGCAUGCGAUACCACUUCUUUGCCUGCAAAGCUGUGGAAAGAUAUAUAAGAUCUAGUCCCGAUCUACGGCAGUCUAGGGUUGAGUGUUUUGGCUCUGCCCCCAGCGGUACAGCCUUAAGGCAUGUGGCUGAUUUGGAUCUCACCAUGUUUGUACCAGAUGUGAGGAAUGUCAAACAGUGUCUGAGAACAUUGCAUACCCACCUGAGAAAAACUCCCAUGUUCAACAAGGUGGAGAAUAUUUGGAACGCUCGCACCCCUAUUGUCCACAUGGAGUCACCUGUCUUCCAUCUCUCAAUCGACAUCUCUGUGAAUAACCUAAGCGGAUCACUAAUGAGCAAUGUUGUGUUCCUGCUUGGGCAGCUUCACCCCAGUUUCCUGGCGCUAGUGGUAUUCCUCAAGUACUGGGCCCGCGUGAACAGCCUUGCCCAGGGCGGCCAGCGCUGGCAGAGUCUCACCAGCUACAUGCUGUCUGUGCUCCUUAUAUCUCACCUGCAGCAGCUCAGGCAGCUGCCUCCACUGAAGGACCUCUAUGAGACACAAUUUGAGCCUGGAAGUCCUAUUGGUGAUUUAGCAGACCUGGAGAGGAUUAGAUUCAAGGCCAUACCCACAAGCCAUAAUGACCGAGAGGCCAUGUUCCAAGUGAGGCAAACUGAUUCCAGCAUGUCCGAAUUACUCUGCAGUUUCUUCAAAUAUUACGGCGAGUUCGACUUCCGGUCUCACCUGAUUGACGUUCACAAUGGCGUUGCGGUACGUCAGACGCAUUUCUUUGACAUCUACGUAUGCAAUCCGCACGAGGAACGCCACAACGUGUGUCGCAACGUGACACGUGACAGUCUGGAACGCUUCAAAGAACUGUGUAGGCUCAGUCACGAGACAUUGACAGAAAACAAACGCAGGAAAAUAGAAUCUUUUGAUAGUUUGAUUGAAGGAAACGGGUCCGUUUAUAAGGAUAGAGAUGGAGAAAAAACAAAAGCUGUACAGUUAAAUUCGUCUAGUUUAGGUAAUAGUUCCAGAAAACCUCUUAUGUCCGAAAAAAUCACUGAAAUUAACGUUAAAGCACGCAGUGAUCAAUCGUUUGAUAAACAGGAGAUAGAUGAACAUAAUUGGGGAAUACAGACUUUGUUACCGCUUUUUCACAUGGACGUUAGGCGUCCAGUUAAGCGUCCAGUUGAAAGUCCAGUUGAUUACGGUAACAUUAUCGAAGACCUGUUUGAGACAACAGUCAUUAAAACUGAUGACCCAGAUAUUCAAAUAGCUGUUAAUGAAGAAAUGCAUGAAGGCAGAUUGAAUAGCCUGCUGGGUUUGGAAGAUCUGAAACUGGCUGCUAAUGAUGGUAAGGACUGGACGGAUGAUGUGGCUCGUGAUAACGAUGGACUUUUAAAGAAUAAGGGUGAUAAUAAAGCAGAGGAUGAACAAUCAUCUGAGAGAGAGAUUUCCAUAACUGAAUUUCGUUCAGAAAGUGGUGGGCAACGGUCAGGGAAGUUAGACCUAAAUCGAAAAAGUAAAAGAAAAAGGAAAAAGACGUAGAGAAAUAAUUUGCAAGUUAUAUGAUAGUGAGGCAGUUUUAUGAGAGUGUUUGUUAGUGACUUUUUAUUCAGACAUAGCAAUAAAAAGAGUUUUUCAAUUAAUAUUGAUAAGCUA
Dreissena polymorpha is the source of this 2930-nucleotide messenger RNA. RefSeq names its product poly(A) RNA polymerase, mitochondrial-like. The coding region runs from base 630 to 2816 and encodes 728 amino acids. The record is from RefSeq and is a predicted model, not a curated record. The transcript has 10 exons. Lineage: Eukaryota; Metazoa; Mollusca; Bivalvia; Myida; Dreissenidae. Gene Ontology annotation, biological process: mitochondrial mRNA polyadenylation. Gene Ontology annotation, molecular function: poly(A) RNA polymerase activity.